Anguilla rostrata (American eel) is the source of this 2457-nucleotide messenger RNA. RefSeq names its product P2Y purinoceptor 8-like. Gene Ontology annotation, biological process: phospholipase C-activating G protein-coupled receptor signaling pathway; positive regulation of Rho protein signal transduction. Gene Ontology annotation, cellular component: plasma membrane. Bases 99 to 1124 code for a protein of 341 amino acids. Gene Ontology annotation, molecular function: G protein-coupled receptor activity. The record is from RefSeq and is a predicted model, not a curated record. The transcript has 2 exons. Lineage: Eukaryota; Metazoa; Chordata; Actinopteri; Anguilliformes; Anguillidae.
GACGUUUCAUUACUUUUUAUCAUCGCAUAUGUUAACGCGUUGCCUGUGACAACGGAAGUCUAGAAUUCAGCCGGUCUGUGCGAACGCACUCGGCAGAAAUGAACGUUUCCUCAGUCCCAGCUCCGCUGGCCAACACCACCCUGGAGAUGCUGGGCAGCCCCAUCCUCACCCUGGCCCUGCCGCUCGUCUACCUGCUGGUGUUCGUCUUCAGCACGCCCUGCAACCUGAUCUCCCUCUGGCUCCUCUGCCUGCACGCCGAGCGCAGGAACCCCACCGUGGUCUUCGCCAUCAACCUGUCGCUCACCGACCUGCUCUACAGCGCCUUCCUGCCCUUCCAGGUGGCCUACCACCUCCGGGGCAACGACUGGCCAUUCGGCAGCGCGGCCUGCAGCGUGGUCACCGUGGUCUUCUACACCAACAUGCACUGCUCCAUCCUCACCACCUGCGCCAUCAGCCUGGAGCGGUACUGCGGCAUCGUGCACCCGCUGGGCACCAGGCACUGGCGCACGCCCCGCAAAGCCGCCCUGGCCUGCCUGCUCAUCUGGGCCUGUGUGCUGGCCGUCCACCUGCCCUUGCUCCACAAAAACCUGGUCCUCAGGGUGGAGCAGCUCAACAUCUCCACCUGCUUCGACGUCCUGCCCAAGGCCCACUUCCCCCGGAAGGCGCUGGGGUACGUGUACUUCGGCACGACCUUCUUCCUGUUCACGGUGCUCCCCCUCGUCGUGCUGAUCGGGUGCUACGUCGCCAUCGUCCGAAAACUGUACGGGUCCCGCGACCUGGACACCCCGCAGCAGGCCAAAAGGCAGACCAUGCGCCUCAUCGUGGUGGUGGUGCUGUGUUUCACCUGCUGCUACCUGCCCACCAUCGUGCUCCAACUCCUGCACGCAAUCUACACGACCAAGGGCAAGAGCCUGUAUGUCUACUACAAGCUUUCCCUGGGCGUCAACAGCCUCAACUGCUGCUUCGACCCCUUCAUCUACUACUUCGCCUCCCGGGAGUUUCGGCAGAAGUUUCGCGCGAAGAUCCCGUGCGUCGCUGGGGACCGGGAAGAAACCGCCACCUCGGACCCGGGGAACGCCUCCAAGGGGGUUUCGGGCCAUACGGUGGCCCUGCUGGGACAAUAAAACCGCAGCGCGUUUCCUUUUCCACUUCGCAGGCCUCGCGCCAGAGAGACGCGGCGGCUCUGUAGAAACGAGAAGCGAGAGAACAGGGGGCCCCCAGCCGAAACGCGCUGAGCUGAAGGAAACUUCCCAUCGAACAACUGACACAGCCCUGAAAGUAGGCCUGUGAAACAUUCACUUUCACUGCUUUACAGUAACGUUCUCGAUGUUAAAUCAACGACUCCGAUAAAGUACAUUUGACUUUUUUAUUAGACUCUGGGAGUUGGAACUGACACCAAACACGUCACUGUGGACACUGGUGUUUUUUUUCCGCUUGAGUCAUACAUGCUAGCUUCUCAGCAUCAGUGUUUCACACUUAUACAGUAUAAUUUAAGCUCACUGGUGAGGGAGCUUCUCACAGAAUGCUAACACAGUGCUGUGCGAUUGUAUUGUGUUCUCCUCCGCUGGAUUUUCAGUGUCAAACUGAAGCGAUGUGGUCACUAGUGUCUGAGGCCAUACCUCGUCCUGUCAGAUAAGGUAAGCCUAGCAAGGUAUUCCAUGAACACAGGUGGGAGUAUGCCAGGCCUGAGGGCUCUCUCGGGCUAUGAUACUGCAAAGGAACACAUGGAUGAGCCAAGUUAUUCACCCUAACCUCCUCUUAGCAGCCCAGAAACGUCUGGCUAUUGUCCUGCAAGAGAAAAUGCCUCCUCAGCUGGACAGAACCACCUAUAUUAAGGGGGAGGAAAUUUCUGAAAUGAAAAUUCUGACAUUUGGGUUUAAUGAAUCUCAGAGAUAACAGGGUGGUUAGGUGAUGUUCUGAAUGGAAAGCAAGUAAAUUCCGUGUUUGCUCUAUACACUAUAUCAAACAUUUUCCACAGCCAAGAUUGUGUAUCUUAGCUUGAAAUUAGGCUUUUAAAACAACAUUGUUGUAAGGUUUUCAUAGCAAAGGUUCAAACAAAUCUUCUAUAAUUGAAUAUUAUAUUAUCAAUGAUGCGGUCUUAUUGUGCCUGGUCAUCUGUCUAGACAACCGACAAUUUUUUACAGGCAGCUGGCAAGGUGGAUAGCUAUCUAGCACAAUCAGCUCGCUAUCUUGGUUAGCUGUUAUAUCUGUGAUAUAUUUUCUAUUCUGAGAACCCUAACAUACAACGUUUUUUUUUCCACUUCAAUGUAUCUUACAACAUUUUGUCGCCGGGCGUCCAUUAGAUGAAUAUUCUUGUAGCGUCCAAUCACAUCACAGUGUACCAAGCCAAAAAAAAAAAAAAAAAAAAAAAAAGGCAUAUUCUUUUCACAUGCAUAGAGUCAUAGAGACACAAGUUUCUGAUCCACCCUGGGGGAGUGAGAGCAUUAAACCUUUUUU